Lepus europaeus (European hare) is the source of this 4442-nucleotide messenger RNA. RefSeq names its product BRF1 RNA polymerase III transcription initiation factor subunit (gene BRF1). Bases 1893 to 3473 code for a protein of 526 amino acids. The transcript has 14 exons. NCBI's taxonomy places the organism in Eukaryota, Metazoa, Chordata, Mammalia, Lagomorpha, Leporidae. Gene Ontology annotation, molecular function: RNA polymerase III general transcription initiation factor activity; TBP-class protein binding; RNA polymerase III type 3 promoter sequence-specific DNA binding. The record is from RefSeq and is a predicted model, not a curated record. Gene Ontology annotation, cellular component: transcription preinitiation complex; nucleus; transcription factor TFIIIB complex. Gene Ontology annotation, biological process: transcription preinitiation complex assembly; transcription by RNA polymerase III; DNA-templated transcription initiation.
GGAUUUGGGGAGCCCCUGGGAGGACCCCGUCGUGUUCUGGGUGGACUGGUGUUUGUGUUUCACUGGAAGAUGCCUCAUCCGGCUGACUGAGCUGACGCACAACUUCCUGAAUCUGAGCUUCCGGAGCAUAGGAUGAGGGACGGAGAGGCAGGCGCCUUGGGAGGACGGGAUGGGCUCUGCUGGCCCUGAGACGGAGAGGCAGGACUUGGGAGGACGGGAUGGGCUCUGCUGGCCCUGAGGACGGAGAGGCAGGACUUGGGAGAACGGGAUGGGCUCUGCUGGCCCUGAGGACAGAGAGGCAGGACUUGGGAGGACGGGAUGGGCUCUGCUGGCCCCGAGGUCCUGCUCUAGGUUUUCUCCUGCUGCUGCUUCUUGAGAGCACCCUGACUUGGUGCUGCAUCUCAGCAAGGCUGGGCGUCCCUGCCAGCUUUGGGUGGGGUGAGGACACGGACACCCUAUGCUCUGCUGGCCCCCUUCCCUCCCACUCAGCUUUGCCUUCUCUGCAGGUGACUGACAGGUCUGAUCCACCGCCCUCUGCAGACGAGCGCACACAGCAGCUGUUUUUCCCGCUGCUUCGUCUUGGAGAAGCCCCUUCUGGAACUCUCUUCCGUUUGGGAAUGUCUGCUUCUCUCCCCUUCCUCUGAGGCUUCCUGGUCCCUGCUGACUUUUGUGAGGCCACUGUCUGCAGGCUCUCUGAGGAAGGGCCUAACGUGGGGUGGACUUUGAAGACGGCCUUCAUCUCCCACCUCUGCCCGAGGUGGGGGGCACAUGACUCCAGGGUGCAGGCCCUGUGCUUCCGUGUGCUGGUGAGCGGCUCCAUCUGUGUAGGGGGCUUCUUCUAGGCCCACAGCCUCCUCUCUGUGCCCUCAGUGCCCAGGACUCAGGGUCAUGGGGACCUGGCAGGCCCCUUCCUCCAGCUGCCUCUUUUGAACUCCUCCCGCCUUGCCUUGGUUCCUCCCCUGCGCGCCUCCCUUGUUGCCCUGCCCGUCCCUGUCCACUUGCUCCUCUCCCUGCCUUGAGGUGGGGCGUGCACGCUACCUCUAGUGAGGCCUGUUCACUCUGCGCUCCAUUUCUGGUUCCUGAGGCCAUGGUCCCACUUUCACGAGUGUGGCGGCUUCUCACCUGCUUGGAAGGGCAGGAUGGGUGUGGCUCUUUUCUCCUGUUCUUUGUUUAGUUUGGAUUGGCGACAGUCCAUGUCGGAUCCUUGUGCUCUGUUCUCGGGGAAGCUGGCGAGUUGGCAGGUCCUGAGGUGUGCUGGGUGUCGACCACGCUUCUGGUCCGGCCACCCUCGGUCACCGAGUCUUGCAUUAAAGUGCCUUUUAAAAUGUGAAAUUUGUCAUUUCAGCGUAAAAGUGGCUAGGUCUUGUAUGUGCUUUCAGGGAUGAUCCAAACCACUGUGGCCACCUGACACAGGUUAGGGAACAGGCAGCCCUGCUGUCUCCCCUCCCCCCUGCCAGGCCACCUGCUCUGCCUGCUCCUCUGUGGCCUCUGAGCCCUUCUGGAUGCCUUGGUCUUUCGGGAGGGGCAGUCUGCUCGACGAGGGCCCCAGGAGACAGGUGCGCAGAGCCGGGGUCGCUCUCUGAGUUGCCUGGGUCAGCGAGCUGCAUCGUGGCUGCCUCUUCUCCCUGUGCCGCUCCAGCUCUCGGUGGGAAGGCAUCUACUUCUUGCUCCAGGGAGCGGGACCCAUUAGGGUGAGCCACUGGAUGAGCCGGUGUUACCUGACGGUCCCAUUGCUUGGUGUCAGCCCACGGCACGUGUGUACAUCUGAGUGUACACAGACGCCCACCCCAGCUGGCUGUGGCAGCACUGACUGCAGCCUGCGGGCGGAAACAGCACCAGGGUCCAGCACCCGGUGAACAGAUGAGCAGAGUGUGGGGUGGCCAUGCCACGGGAUGUUCUCUGCCACAGAAGGCGUGAAGUGGGGUGGACCUCAGCAUGCCGAAGGGAGGAAGCCCGGCACAAAGGACCGUGUGCUGUGUGAAGCCUCCAGAGUCGACCCGUGCCUGUACAUCCCGCGCUUCGCCCACCUGCUGGAGUUUGGGGAGAAGAACCAUGAGGUGUCCAUGACGGCCCUGCGGCUGCUGCAGAGGAUGAAGAGGGACUGGAUGCACACUGGCCGGCGCCCCUCGGGCCUCUGCGGAGCAGCGCUUCUGGUUGCAGCCAGAAUGCACGACUUCCGGAGAACUGUCAAAGAGGUCAUCAGCGUGGUCAAAGUGUGCGAGUCCACCCUGCGGAAGAGGCUCACAGAAUUUGAAGACACGCCCACCAGCCAGCUGACCAUCGAUGAGUUCAUGAAGAUUGACUUGGAGGAAGAGUGCGACCCCCCCUCCUACACAGCUGGACAGAGGAAGCUGCGGAUGAAGCAGCUGGAGCAGGUCCUGUCCAGGAGACUGGAGGAAGUCGAAGGUGAAAUAUCCAGUUACCAGGAUGAAAUUGAGAUUGAACUCGAAAACAGCCGCCCAAAGGCGAAGGGGGCCCUUGCCAACCUGGCGAAAGACGGCUCUGUGGAGGACACCACGUCCAGCUUAUUUGGCGAGGAAGACACCGAGGACGAGGAGCUGGAGGCCGCUGCCAGCCACCUGAACAAGGACUUCUACCAGGAGGUGCUCGGCGGCACUGCGGGCAGCUCGGCCGGUGCCGGGGACCCCGAGGACGGCAGCAGGCCCCCUGCCCUGGAGUCCCUGCUCGGCCCCCUGCCCACAGCAGCCAGCCUGGGCAUCUCGGACUCCAUCCGCGAGUGCAUCUCCUCCCAGAGUCGGGACCCCACCGAUGCCUCGGGGGACGGCGAGCUGGACCUCAGCGGCAUCGAUGACCUUGAGAUCGACAGAUACAUCCUGGAUGAGUCGGAGGCCCGGGUGAAGGCUGAGCUGUGGAUGCGGGAGAACGCGGAGUACCUGCGGGAGCAGAAGGAGAAGGAGGCGAGGAUAGCAAAGGAGAAGGAACUCGGCGUCUACAAGGAGCACAAGCCCAAGAAGUCUUGCAAGCGUCGCGAGCCCAUCCAGGCCAGCACAGCUGGGGAGGCCAUCGAGAAGAUGCUGGAGCAGAAGAAAAUCUCGAGCAAGAUCAACUACAGCGUGCUGCGGGACCUGGACAGCCCGCCCAGGGAGGCCGUGCGGCCGGCCGCCGCCGGGGGCAGCUCCAAGAAGCUGCCUCGGAGGAGAGCAGCAGCCAGCAGGAGUGGGGCUGACCCUGGGACCAGCGUGGGAAAGAGACUGAGGCCUCUGCUGUCGACACAGCCGGCUAAGAAGGCAGCCGUGCGAGAGGCCUCGCUCCCAAGUGCCCCCGCCCUUGGAGCUGAGCCCGCUAGGCCGGCUGCGGUGCUGGUGGAGAGCGGGCCGGUGUCGUACCACCCCGACGAGGACGCAGAGGAGGAGGACCCCGAGGAGGAGGACGGGGAGCCGUGCGUCAGCGCCCUGCAGAUGCUAGGGGGCAACGAUUAUGGCUGUGACGGUGAUGACGACGAUGGCUACUGAGGUGAUCGUGCAGAGUCCGGUGGUGGACCCCAGGCGUUCUCGUCAGGGAGCAGAUGGAGCCCCGGACCACAGCUCACAGGUGGUGGCCUGAGGCUUCCGUGACGAGACCGGCGCCGCUCAGCCCAGCUGCACGCGGCCUCUGUGUGCUGACUUGGAACCACGUUUGGAGCAAUGUGAGGAAUACUUACCCAGCGGGGGCACUGGGCCGGCCUGCAGUCGUUGACUUACGCAGGAACCCCUGAAGAUGGUCACACCGUGUCCCUGUUGCAAGGGAGCCGGGUGGCCCUGAGCCCCGGACCUCACACCUGGUCCUGCCGUCAGGCACGCUGGGCCCUCCUGUCCUCCUGAGAAGCACUGAGCUCGGCCCCAUGGGGUGUGGGGUGUGGAGCAGGUGCAGCCUCCAGCAGCUCCCGCACUUGCUGACCCUCAGCCAGACUCCCGGCCUCCCCUCCAGCUAGGGCCCACUUGCUGCCGGGCAGUGCUGGAGCAGCACUUGUCCACCUCCAGCCCGGGCCUGGGGAGUCUGCACCCAGAAGCCCCCACGGCUGCCAGCACUCAGUCGGUGAGAAGUGAGAAGCCAACGGCUCCCCUGCCCCAGUGUGGGCAGCCAGAGCCAAGAGCCGUGGAGCCUCCAGCCACAGAAGAAGGCCGUGCUGGGCCCUGAGCUACCCAGGCCCAGGCCUCCUCGCCAGCAGACCCAGGGACCCUCAGGAGAGCGUGUGUGUGGCGGAGCUGUGUCUCUACCCUUGGCCUCUCUGGACUGGGCUCGGUUCCUUGCUGCUGCUUGGCCCCCGACAGGCCAGCGUGCUGCAGACAGCGCACUGGGGAUCCCGAGUCCUGGUGGCCAGGCCCCUUCCCAGCCACCGCCUGCCCCUCUGCCGUCACCCCGGGGCCUGCCUCCUGGGGCUUCUAGAAGUCUGGUUGGAGGGGCAGAUUUAGAGGAGCAGAAAAUCCAUUACGUGAGCAGAG